GAAAGAAGAUGGCGGCGGAGGCCGGAUAUUGGCGCCGCCUCCCCCAAUCCAGGAGCCGGCGCAGAUGAGGCGGCCCGGCUGGGGCCAGCGGUGUUUCGGAUCCCGAGCUGGGGGAACCCUGGCGGUGGGGCCUGGCCCUGCUCUAUGCCGGCGCCUUGGUUAGAGUGAGCGGCGGCGGCGGUGGCGACGCCUCUUCCCUCCGCCUCUUUCCCUGUCGCUGUGCGUCCGAGUGGUGACGGGCGGCCGAGGCGGCGGUACCGGGAUGGAAGACGUUAACUCCAACGUGAACGCGGACCAGGAGGUGCGGAAGCUACAGGAGCUGGUGAAGAAGCUGGAGAAACAGAACGAACAGCUGAGGAGCCGGUCCGGGGCUGUGCAGGGCGCCGGCCCUCCCGGGCCCGGCAGCCCGGUUCGGGCAGGCACGUCCACUCCCUCCUCUGGUGCGGCUUCCCCUCGGGGCUUCCCCUUGGGCCUCAACGCCAAAUCUGGCUGCGGGGCCGGGUCGGGCCCAAGGCACACGAGUAGCGAGGAGCUGCGGGACGCCACCUCCUUGCUGGCGGCGGGCGAAGGCGGCUUGUUGGACGAGGUGGAGCCGCUGCGGCCCGAGGAGCUGGAGCGCCUGUCAGGCUGGGAGGAGGAGGAGGAGAGCUGGCUGUAUUCAUCACCAAAGAAAAAACUUACACCAAUGCAGAAAUCGGUUAGUCCGUUAGUUUGGUGCAGGCAAGUUUUGGAUUACCCAAGUCCUGAUGUUGAAUGUGCUAAAAAGUCUCUUAUCCACAAACUUGAUCAGACUAUGUCAGCUCUCAAGAGGCAGAGUUUAUACAAUAAUCCUUUCAACUCUGUGAGUUACUCAAGUCCUUACAGUCCAAAUACAAGUAGCCCAUAUAGCAGUGGUUUCAAUUCUCCAUCCUCAACCCCAGUGCGACCUCCUAUAGUCAAACAGCUUAUACUUCCUGGAAAUUCAGGUAAUUUGAAAAGUUCAUCAGACAGAAAUCCUCCACUCAGUCCUCAAUCCUCUAUAGACAGUGAGUUAAGUGCUUCAGAAUUAGAUGAAGAUUCAAUUGGAUCCAAUUAUAAGCUAAAUGAUGUAACUGAUGUGCAGAUUCUAGCUCGGAUGCAGGAAGAAAGUCUCCGGCAAGAAUAUGCAGCCACCACAUCUCGGCGCAGUUCUGGUUCAUCCUGCAAUUCUACAAGACGGGGUACUUAUAGUGAUCAGGAACUUGAUGCACAAAGCUUAGAUGAUGAAGAUGACAAUAUGCAUCAUGCAGUAUACCCUGCUGUUAACAGGUUUUCACCAUCACCACGCAAUUCACCUCGACCAUCACCUAAACAGUCACCCAGAAAUUCACCUCGUUCACGAUCUCCCGCUCGGGGAAUAGAAUAUAGUAGAGUGUCCCCACAGCCUAUGAUUAGCCGCUUACAGCAACCUCGCCUUUCACUUCAAGGCCAUCCCACAGAUUUACAGACAAGCACUGUUAAAAAUGAAGAAAAACUAAGACGCAGUCUUCCAAACCUGUCCCGAACAUCUAAUACACAAGUUGACUCAGUGAAAAGCAGCAGAAGUGACUCAAAUUUUCAAGUGCCAAAUGGAGGAAUACCUCGCAUGCAACCUCAGGCUUCAGCCACUUCGCAAAGGCUGAAAAAUUUGCCUCGUACUUCCCUCAAAGCCAAACAGUUGCUUCAAACUUCAUCUACAAAAAGAGUACCUUCUCCAGGGAAAUUCCGCUCCCCUGCAGCACCAUCUCCUUUGGCUCUCCGACAACCAGUGAAAGCAUUUAGUAACCAUGGCUCUGGUUCUGCUGGUAGCCAAGAAACAACACAGCUCACACAAACCACCUCCUCACCUGGGCCUCCCCUGGUUCAGAACACAGUCUCAGCAAAUCCUCCCAGCAAUAUCAACAGCACUACUCUAACUAGACCUGCAGGGACAACCGGAAUGAGGAGUGGCUUGCCCAGACCCAGUGCCCCUUCUGCUGGGGGUAUACCAGUGCCUCGCAGCAAGCUUGCACAGCCUGUUCGCAGAUCCUUGCCAGCUCCUAAAAUCUAUGGUAGCAUGAAAGAUGACAGUUGGAAAGAUGGCUGUUAUUGACCAGCAAAGACAAGAAUGCAGAGGUCUUCAUGGACACCCCUCCACCAGAGUAACAGACAACUUUUAUAUGCAGACUGUUCAGAUAAGACUCUUGGGAUUUAUAACAUCCCAGCCCUCUCUGUCUUAAUUAGCACAAACUGACAGAGAUGAUCAAGCAGCACUUUAAUGACAUUUAACAUCAGCUGUGUUUGGUUUCAUACAAUCACUCUCCAUGGAAUCACUUUUAGUUUUGUUUAAUAGAAACUAAGUUGUUUUUUCAUAUUUGACAGAGGCCAAUAUCUGGGCAAAACCCUAAUGGAUGCCAAAGAUAAAUGCCCAUUUGUAAAUGAGAGAGUACCUUUGCAUACUGGAAAAUGGUGAAUUCAAGCUAUUCAGAACUUUUCAACCUAAUUUACUGUAUAACUAGAACCAAUAAAUAUUUGUGUUGAGAACUAAUUUUCUGACUAUCAUCUAAAACAUUUCACUAGUGUUUCACUAGUAUUCCAGGAAACUGUAGAUUGAAAGCAGGGGAGGAAACCUGGGCUAGGGACUUGAAAUGUGAUUCCUAAAUUUGGGAGAAAUUAUUUUUGCGGGUUUAUUAGAAAACUGGCAUAACAGAUGUCAUUUUGCUUAAUCUUAAGUUUUGGAUGUAGCUAACAUCUCAUCACCAGCAGAUAGUGUUAGAACAUGCAUCCAUCAUGCUGCAUUGACAUAUCAGACUUGGUGUUUGUUUUGAUUGCCAAAAGGGCUUAAUAUCAGUUGUACAAUCUUUCUAAACUUUAUAGUUCCUGGCUCAGGAAAGAUGGCCAUUGCUGUCAAAGCCAACUUCUUCACAUGCUGUUAUCUGUUAUAGAACUAAGAAAUCUUGUGUUUAUUAGCAGGUUUCCAUGAUGGAAAAGAGAACGUAGUGUGUACCCAUAUUCUUGAUAUGACAACACCUCAGUGCUUACAACAUGGAACAAAACCAUACAGUGAAAGAGAGGGGAAAAAAAUCUAUGCACUUAACCUACAAAAUUUCUGGUGACAACAGUCGUAUUGUUAUUAAAUGACACAACAGUCCAUUUUAUGGUAGGAAAUAUAGCCUGCUGAAUCCUACUUAAGCUGAAUCACUUUAAACUGAGUAACUGUUCAAAACAUCUUUUGAAAAUACUGUCCCUUUUGACUUAGAUUUUGCCUUACAUCAAUUUUUGCAUUUUGGGUAAUAAAUGAAACCUACUACAUAUGACUAUAUAACUUGUUAAAUACUUGUUUUCUAAUGGUUCUCAUAUAUAUUUUAGAAAUCACUUAUUUUGGUUUUAUCAAACUAAAACUUCCUUCUGCGACAGACUUCUCAUAUUUGAUAGUGAGGUCUGUUUUUAAAUAAUUAUUUAAACAGCUUUAAAGUAUUGGAAAUUGGGUUACCUAAAAGAUUUUAAAGAUUUGAAUUUAAGUUCAUUUCCUGUUAAUUGAAGACAUUCUGUAAGUAAGUUGGCAAAAGGAAUUGAGAGAGAAAAUGGGAGGCUUUGAGAUUUAUAGACUGAGAGAGAGAAUGAUGAAAUUUAUAAUCAAGACCCCUGUUCUGCCAUCACUGACACCAUAGUAAUAUUUAUUAGCUUAACUAGUAGGGAGUCAUAAAGUUAGCACAGGCAGCUGGAGAUUUAAACUGCAGUACUAAUGUAUUUUGGCAUAUAAUGCAAGGAAGAAAUUUUAUCCUUGAAUUUGAGGGCGAUGGGGUGGGUCAGGAGAGGAUGGCACCCGAGUUCCACAUAAUGAUAAAUUCAAAUGUGUUGAGUUUCAGAGGAAAAUAAAGCAUCUGUU
Messenger RNA from Choloepus didactylus (southern two-toed sloth), 3865 nucleotides. It is a transcript of the gene SLAIN2, whose product is annotated as SLAIN motif family member 2. Lineage: Eukaryota; Metazoa; Chordata; Mammalia; Pilosa; Megalonychidae. The transcript has 9 exons. Gene Ontology annotation, biological process: cytoplasmic microtubule organization; microtubule nucleation; positive regulation of microtubule polymerization. The record is from RefSeq and is a predicted model, not a curated record. Gene Ontology annotation, cellular component: microtubule plus-end. Bases 263 to 2089 code for a protein of 608 amino acids.